Colletotrichum gloeosporioides is the source of this 495-nucleotide messenger RNA. RefSeq lists its product as uncharacterized. The record is from RefSeq and is a predicted model, not a curated record. NCBI's taxonomy places the organism in Eukaryota, Fungi, Ascomycota, Sordariomycetes, Glomerellales, Glomerellaceae. The transcript is spliced from 2 exons. Bases 1 to 495 code for a protein of 164 amino acids.
AUGUUCCUUGGCUAUCACAUUAUGCUACAACAGCACGGCAUCGAUAUGUCUCAGCACAUCCAUGCUGGGCAGUGCCGAACAUUGCUGGACGGAUGGCUGCCUUCAUGUGUCGAUUACAUCAAAAAAACCGCCUCAGGUGGCUUCGUCACACGUAGAGGAUGUUACAGGACUGACUAUGGGGUCGGCUUCAGCUAUACAAACCUGGUGUUCUUGGUAGAUGACCCUACUGACAUCGUCAGGGUCACGGCCAGUACCUCUUCCGCUCCCGUACCAUCUGAGCCUUCCAAACCUGAAUCAGCGCCUAAUAACAACAUUGGAGCUAUCAUAGGAGGAGUAGUGAGCGGUAUAUCAGUCAUCGCCCUCGCAUUGCUGUGCGUGGUCAUCUGGCUCAUACUACGUCGAAGGAGACAGACUCGCGCCGGAAAAUCAAGAAAACAGUCCAAUACAAGCCGACUUCAAGCGCAGCCACCCGCAAAUACGGCGGCCCAGGCUUAG